GCCCCGAUUUGAAAGGUAUUUAAGCAGGGACUGAAAUGAAUUUGUUCUUUAUUCGUUAUUUAAAAUCGAUAAAUUUGAAAGCUGCCAAAUGAAAGGUCUACAUUUUGUAUUUCUGAUCGUUCUUUUGGUCGAUACCAUUUAUUCAAGACGAAUCUCACGCAAAGAUGACUUCUAUUCGUUGAAAUUUGGAAAACUGAAGAAAUGCUUUCCUCUAGUUGAAGUGCGUGAACAGGAAAAGUGGAUUGAGUGCGUCCUUUUAUUAACUUCACUUAAUUACCCACUGAUACCGCGGAUAUUGCCGAUACCACGAAAUAUACCAACUGCACCAACAGAGCCUCCGAAACCAUCUACUCCCUCAACCCCUCUACCGACUGAAUCGAGGACGUUUCCCUCCACUCCGCCAACUCCACCAACUUUACCGGGAGAAACACCUUCACCAACAAAACCACCGAAACCGCCAACUCCCCCUACUGAUCCUGGAGAAACACCUUCACCAACAAAACCAACGAAACCACCGUCUCCACCUACUCCACCGAUCGAGACAACUUCUUGGGAGACGGACAUAACCGAAGAAACCUUAACAACAGAUGAUUCAACCGACUUUCCUACUUCAUCAUCUCCACCGCUAACUGACCCUCCUACUCCACCAACUGCUCCAGGAGAGUCCACAGUUCCUCCAACAUAUCCUUCAAAGCCACCUACGCCACCUACUCCUUCAGAUGAGACCACUCUUUCAACUACACCCCAUACGGGAUCACCUGAACUGACAAGCAUUCCAACUCCACCGACUUCGCCUCCAGGAACGACCAGACCAACUUUAUCGACUGAGAGUACACGCAUUCCAACACCACCAACAGAUACCAUUCCACCAAAUUUUUCAACAGAGAAUAUAACAUCACCGAAACCUACAGAAUGGACGCCACCAACACCUCCGACUGAUUUACCAGAAGUUACCACUAAGUCAACUGCUAUUCCAGCGCCACCAACAGAUACCAUUCCACCAAAUCCCUCAACAGCGCCUCCAAAUCCUCCAGGAUGGACACCACCAGCACCACCGACGGAUACCAUUCCACCAAAUCCCUCAACAACUCCCCCAAAUCCUCCAGGAUGGACGCCACCAACACCGCCGACUGACCUACCAGCAGCUACCAAUAAUUCAACCGAUGCUCCAACGGCUCCGCCAACACCACCAACAGAAGCUAGUGUAGUGAAAAGGAAAGGAGCAUUCCUUUAGUGAUAAGUUUAAUUUAAAAAGGGUCAAGAGCA
This is a messenger RNA of Hermetia illucens (black soldier fly), 1266 nucleotides long. Its product is annotated as vegetative cell wall protein gp1-like. The transcript is spliced from 5 exons. Lineage: Eukaryota; Metazoa; Arthropoda; Insecta; Diptera; Stratiomyidae. Bases 89 to 1234 code for a protein of 381 amino acids. The record is from RefSeq and is a predicted model, not a curated record.